Punica granatum (pomegranate) is the source of this 1221-nucleotide messenger RNA. NCBI's taxonomy places the organism in Eukaryota, Viridiplantae, Streptophyta, Magnoliopsida, Myrtales, Lythraceae. The record is from RefSeq and is a predicted model, not a curated record.
AUUUCCUCAAUUUGGUCUCUCUCUCUUUCUGCUGCUGCUGCUUCCUCCUCCCCUGUCCAUAGGCAGAGAGCGAUUGAGAGAGAGAGAGAGUGGGCGUCCAUGUCCGUGUCUGUGUGAGCUGUGGGACAAAGUCCAGCUCUCCAUUAAAUGCUCUCUCUCUCUCUCUAGAGAGAGAGGGAGGGAGUGGUGGUUUACUUUUAUAGUUAGUUAAUGGAGGUGAUGGACGUGAGGAAGAUAGUGGUGGUGGUGGAGGACGCGGAGGAGGCAAGGACAGCCCUCCAGUGGGCCCUCCACAACCUCCUCCGCUGCGGCGACCUCAUCACUCUCCUCCACGUCUACCCUUCCCCCGCCACGUCCCGCAGCCGCAAGAAGCUCCGCCUCCUCCGCCUCAAAGGCUACCAGCUCGCCCUCUCCUUCCGCGACAUCUGCAGCACCUUCACCAACGCGAAUAUUGAAAUUAUAGUGACGGAAGGGGACCAGGAGGGCGGGAAGAUUGCUUCCAUGGUGAGAGAGAUUGGGGCCUCCACCCUCGUCGUCGGCCUCCAUGAGCGGAGCUUCCUCUACAAGUUGGCCAUGGCCCACAAUGACAUAGCGAGCAACUUCAAUUGCAGAGUGAUGGCAAUAAAACAACCGCCUCCAGAUUCGACCUCACGUUCGACUUCACCAUUGAGAAAGAACAGGUCCGAUAACUUCAAUGUAAUUGCAGCGAAUGGUUCACCCUACAUGGACUUCUCGCAGAUUGAGCUCGCUGCAUUGCAGGUUCCCGACAUUACUCCGGCGAAGAUUCCGUAUAGAAUCUGCCCGAGCCCUUCGGCCAUCAUAUGGAGAUCAAGGAAAUCAAGAAGAAAAGGCGCUUCUUAGAACAAGGAAACUUCAAUUCUUUGUUUUGUUUUUCUUUUAGCUUUUUAUCAAUUUACAUAUAGAACAGAAGAAAAGAAAUUAGAUAGGUUCAAUCGUAUCUCACUCACUCAGGGAGCUCAUCCACGCGCUGGACAUUCUUUUUUUCCCGCUCUGUUUCUUCUUAUUCUUACGUUCUUUUAGUCUUGCGAGCGGGAACUGACCUGAAACGCGACAUCGGGAAAUCGUGAAUAGUGAAAUCAACAAUGUGGUUCAGUGGUUUUAAUUUGAGACGGGUAGAUGUUGUGUACGGGAAUUUCAGAAAGAGGAAGAUGAUGGAAUGAUUAGAACUGAAAGCAAUAAUAAGAACAUCAAUUCAAUGAC